GCCUAUUCCUGGAUGUAAACACUUGAUUUAGCACAACAUCAGCUAGGCUAGCCACAGGCCUGUCUGGAGCUUUACACUCGCAGCGCGGGAGCUGAGCGAGCACGCAGGAGCUGAAGCCUCAUCUCUGCACAAACAAACAGCAAGUAUUUACCUGUGAUACAGGCGUUCACUGCCGUUGGCUUCUGGGCGGUUACCACGUAGUUGUACGACAUUUUUGACGACAGUAAAAUACAAACACCAGAGAAGUGUUUCAAUCCCACUAAACUGACAAAAUCAUUGAUAGUAUAACUCCCGGAAGAAGUUAGCCGAGCCGUUUAGAGCAGCGCAAGUUGACGAUAACACUAAAGAGGUGGGAGUUUUACUUAGAGCGCCCCCCUGUGAUACGGAGGUCAGCUGCUCUGACCGGGCUUCUUUUUAGACUUAUUGUCCCUUUAGUCUCUGUUUUACUUAUAAUAUUUUCUUAUUUAACCUUUAAGGCCUUUUAUUUAUUUAAUUUAAUCAAUUAAUUUAUUUAUUUAUUUUUAUUUGUUCUUCUCAUUUAUGUUGUUCCAUUUUAUCAUUAAUAUUACCAUCAAUAUUAUUUAAUUAUGAUUUUAUAAUUAUUAUGAAUACUGUCUUUUUAUAUUUAAUAUCCUGUUUUCUGCUUUCAACACCCUUUUUUAUUACAUGUCUUCUUCUUACCUAUUUUAUGUUUUUAUUUUGGUCCUCAUGGUCUCCUUUUAUGUUGUAGGGUUCUCGUAUUGUUUGGGUUUCCUAUUAACCUAUUUCCUUGGUAAUUGUAGAUGCUUCAUUUAUUCAAACCCCUAAGAGGUGGUCGUCCAAAAUGCACGUGAUGCUUAAGUUUACAGUACAACUACACAGCAAAUACUGAUCCAAGUUUAGCAAUAUUUCUUGUGAAAAUAGUGACCCCUGCUGCCCCUCUGGUUGUACUACAGUGCACAAAAGAUAGUUAAAGGCAUGAAGGCAAUAACAGGCUGCAAGGAGAAAUUCUGAAGUCGAGAUAAAAGAUUACAUUAUUUUUGUAAUCUUUUAAAUAACUGCGGGUCUGCUAGACUAGGACAAAUAAAAAAAUAUAGAGAGAGAGUUAUAGUUUUUACAGACUGUACGUGAACGCCUCCCUAUGUUUAACACGUUUCCAUGGAAACAGCUCGCACGGCUCACGAACAAGUAUCAACGGCCGAAACUAAGACAGAGUCUGUGCACAUUUCUUGAUUUUUGCCAAGGUUAAGUGAUUUACACGAUGGAGACGCUUGAGAGUCGAGGAGGAACAGACAUGGAGAUAAAAAUAACCGUCAGCCGUGGAAAUAGUCCGGUAAACUCUUUUGUAGUCAUCUACCGUGAGUAGGCUACAGUGGAAUUAUGAACAUACAACACAUGCGAGGUUCCUGCCUAUGAACCUCAAGUAGACUUUACUUAAUUUGUUAAAAUAAAUAUAACUUAAAACUUGGAUGUAAUUAAGUAAAUGUUACUAAAUAUCUUCACAACUGUUCUGUUUUAUGGAAAGUAAAAUUUACUUGAUACUGGCAAGUAAGUGUUACUUGAUAUUGCAGCAUUGAUCAGCAGUAAAUCUAAUCAGUUAAUUUUUUCAGUGUACACAGGGAAAACAGCUGGCUUGCAGGUGACAAGGUGGGAAAAAUAAGUGCAUGUCACUGUGGUAGGCAAGAAAAUAACAGUGGAAGUAAUAAAGGUGGGCAAAAAGCUCAAAUUGAACUAUACAUGCUGCACUUAAACCAUGAAAGGCACAAUAACUCUGUGAAGACCAGCAGCCAGAGCUGUGUUCUUGUGAGGUUUGAUUGCAGACUGCAGACUUUUGACCUCUGACUGAGACAGAGGAGGCAAAAAGUUGUCCACAUUCACACAAAAGAUCUUACAGUGAAGAAAAAUAGACUCCCACAUGCAGACUGAUGUCACACUGGAGAGACAUUGGCACAUUCUUUUGCAUGAAUUUGGUGAAUUGCCAUCUUUACUCCUCUAUUAUUAUCUCUCAUCCUACAUAGGUGUUAUGGUUAGACGAGAAAAAAUGAGCAGAUAUCAUGCCAAGUGCCUGAUAUCAGUGAAAAUGAACUUCAUUUUUUUCCCAAUUUAGCUGUCUAGAAUAAAUAAAAGAAAUGGUCCAGUGCCAGGCUCGCAGAUACCAUGUAGAUGAUGGUGACCAUCAAAUCCUUCUUAUUCUGUAUCAACCUUAUUCACUGACUUUUUUAUUUUUAUUUUUUUGUAUUUUCAGCAAGGAGAAAAGGAGGACAUCUUCCAGAGUUUUCUCCAGGCUGAAGUAGAUGGAAAUGUGCUGGGGCAGUCAGACCAGAAGCAGUUCAAUCCUGUGGAGGAGUGUGUUGAUUACAACUUCACCUGCAGUUUUUACUGCCCCAGUGAUGCUCAGGCACUCAGUAACAUUGCCCAGAAACCAAUCAUUUGUAAGCCAAGUUAAAAUAUUAUUUUUCCUCUGUUAUCUGAUGCAAUAGACUGUUCAGCAUCAUGUUUUUGAAUUUGUAGCUAAUAUCUUUUAAUGCACUGAUAUGAAUGGUUUUGUGCAAUCAGUGACUGUGACAAAGAUCCUACCCGAGGACAAGAAAAGUAAAGUGAAGACAGAGGUGCUGGGCCAAGCUGUGGUUGACCUGUUUCCAUUGUUACAAGGUAAAGUUUCCCCCUUUUAAAAAACAAACCUUUUGUAAUAUUGUCAUGAAAACUUUACUAAUUUAUCACCCUAAGACAUUGCUUCAUGAGAAGACAUGAACUUUAAAGAGUUUGGACUGUUGAUUCUUUCUCCUUUCCAUAGGUCAGUCUAGCUUCUUGUGCACAGUCCCACUGAAUCCAAUGACCAGCUCAACAGCCAAGGUAAGAAUGUUAAGUGCAAAAGGUUUGCAUUAAAAACACACCAUUACAAAGUCGAAAGAAAUUAAGUUAUCUGCUCUUAAUUUAACAUUGUGUUUUUCCCUAAAUCCCUUACCAAUGUUUACUUGAUUACCAGCUUUACCAAUUGAGCAGCUGCUCAAGGGUGCCAGCCCCCCAAAGCUGAGCUGGUAUAUUACUUUACUGCAUAUUUAUGGCGCAGGAAUUCCAGCUUAAAGUAUAUUAAAAGUAAAAAAUAAAACUCAUCCCAAUGUGGAAGUAUCAGCUGAUUUUUGGCUAUGUUACACAAAGGGCACAAAGCUCAUAGUAAAAUCAUUUUUAAUUAUUACAGUAAGGGUCCAUCUGCAAAUUUGUUCUCUGUUAGCUCACUACCCUUUGUAAGUGCAACAAUUCAACACAAAUUGCUGCUUUUCCCUGCUGGAUUAGAAUUUGGAAAACCUUUCACUGCUCUUUGAGGAUUGAAAUAUGAUUUAAUUUAAGAUUUGGGUAGUAAGACAAUAUCAGUGAAAUACAGUAGUAGAGUUCUGUAAACCUGUGGAGCUUUUGCUAUGGCAUGACCUCACAGUAUACUGGAUAUCAUAUUUAUCUCAGCAUUAGCUAAAUCAUUAAUGUUUAGUCUUUUCGUCAAGUUUCCUUGAUAUUAAUUCCCAAUACACACACAGUCUUUGUAUUUUUGUAGUAAAAUUAUCAAUAUGUACCAUCAUAAAAAGCUGAGUUCCUAUCAUCAACCCUGCACAGUUUUCUGAAGACUGUUCCAAAACAAACAUGGGAAAAAUGUAGUCAGUAUUGUACUCCUAGUGAUGACCCUUGCUGUGUCUUAACAAAGCCAUGAUGAACUGAAACCUUUAGUCUGAAAGAGAGAUACUCUAUAUUCCCGUCAAUUGCUUCAAAUUUAAGUUUCAAAAUCAAACAUGAUUUCUUGAUAUUUUUUCCCCCCAUUUAGCUGAUGAGCCUGGAUGUACAUGUCAGUGUGCAAGAGCCAGUGUUGUCUGAAGCUGAACUCUCAGCCUCCAACCUGCUGAGGGUAACUGUGGAGACAGCCUACUCUGUCCCUGAGGCAUGGCUGCAGCAAACAGGCCCUACCCCUUGCACACACACUGCAGCCCUAGAGGUCCCUCUUACAGCUCAGGUAAGUGUUUGUGUGUUUCAUGUGGCUACUCAAUGAUAUUUAAAUUAACAUAACCACCUGGCACUGACUAUUUUAAACUCCUUGGAUUUGCUGUUCAAGGUAAGUUUAGCUUUGUGGAAAAGAGCAGGGAAAUUUUUAACUCUAAAUGAUCUAAGAUCUUUAAGCUAUGGAGUGAUAUCAAAAAUGUUUAAUAGGGAAAAAAUCCUUACUUAAUUUUCUAAGCUGAAGGGUUUUAUCAACCAGGACUCUAUUAUUCUUCUGACUUCUAGCAAGAUCAGGUGCUGGUCUUCUCUGAAGGGCAGCUGAAAGUGGGAGGCCUGAGGGAAGAAUGGAGAAGACAGAAGAAAAGACCCAAUCACGCCCUGCUGGCCCCUGGGAACCACUUUCUUCCUGGUGCUUUUAUUCAGGAAGAGCCUGCAGAAACAGAGGCCGGCGAGCUGACUGGUAUAGAGGUACUGUAAUUGCAAUACUCCCACCUGCUGCCAGUUUUUAGCAAGUACAUUUAUCAGUUUUGAAGUAUAGCACUUGACCGUUCUUUAUAUCAACACUGUAAAUGAAAACAUGUUAGAGGGGGGGUGUUUUAUGGGUACUUCUCAUGUGACAGAUUUGAUUAAAUUGUGACUAACUAUUUCAUGUUUCAAUAAUCAGUUAAUGUUUACUGCGUGUCUAACUAGUUCAAAAUCACUGUGUACAAUGAGUAAAUGAACUAAUCACAGAGGCAAAGUCUGAAUAUUUCUUUAGGACUCUGAGUUUCGUGUUGAGGCGGAGACCAUGAAACACAGGGUUAGCUGGGACACAGAGAUAUGCUGCUUCCUGGAUGAAGGAGGGACAGCCAGGUCAGCCACACGACUCUCUCCUCCAUGCAAUCAGCUAUCAUGCUCAUAGUUAGAUAUGGCUUUUAAGGGAUCAUUUUCAAAAGUUAAAAUCUAUUAAGUGUUUUUAAAGACUACCUCUGGAAUUUUAAAAUUUCUAGAAAUACCACUCUUUGAGAUCAUUGCAUGGUCUUCAGGAAAACCAGGAAAUUACACUGUUGCCAAAUCAGAAUAACAUUGACAUUGGCUGUAAUUACAGGCUGCGGCAGAGAAUCACUCAGUGCAGACUUUGGCCUGUAGAGAUCAUGAGGUCUUCGGUCCCACUGGCAAAGGUUGCAAAAAGCCCGCAGGUAAGACAGUUCAGUUAUUACACCAGAGAUUCAGAAAUGUUCUCCUCCCCUCUCUAUUGUGUUGACUCUAAAUUAUAACCUCUGUUUCCAGAAACAUGUUGUACGGAUAGAAAUUUAACAGUAUACAGGCCUAUCAGUGUAUGCAUGUGUAAGUGUAUGUCUGUGUUUAGCCAGGUGAGGAGGACCCAGAGAUCCCUUUUCAUGGCAUGGCGUUUGUAGACAUGGGGCAGCUGCUAUAUGCUGGAGUUAGCCGCAUCAGAGGAGCAUACAGCAUUGAGCCUUUCUCCGAAGUGAAGCUGCAGAACAAGGUCCCCCAAAAAUACACAUAGAUGACUCAGUUGCUGUCAUUUUUGUUUAUUUGUUUAUUUUAUGAGCAUACAUAUAGUUCUUGAUCUUGAUUUUUUAAGUUAAGAACAUUUAGCUGAGUGUUUUAGAGAAACCCUUUAAAAAGUAUGUCGGAUCACUUAAGUCAAAUCUGGUGAAAUGAUUACCUUAAUUUCCAUUUCUGUGAGUCUAGUUCAGAGAAUUCAGAGAUCAGUAAUGGGAUGUAUUCUGUACAACCCCAUUAAGUAUACUCAAAAGUAUACUCUGUUGUUCUUGAUGUUCUUGAGUUCUGAUAAUGUGUGUAUUUUGAUAAGUUUGAAGGUGUAAAACCCCCUAUGCCAGCUCAAAUUAAAGAGUAUACAGUAUCUUCACACCCUUAAAGGUGAAGUGGAAGUCAGUGAACAACUAUUACAUGUGCUGAAUGUAGUUUAAUUCCCAUUGACACAGCGUUCACACAGCCAGGACACACACAGACAAGGGUAGCUAAACUUAAUUCUAAUACUAAAUUAAACUGUUUAAGUCUCUUGCCUUAUACUUGAAGGCCAAGCAGAGUGUCAGCGUGUUAAAGGAGCAGGUCAAGGCUGCAGCCAAUCUGGCUCGAUCUCGUGCCAGCUCAUCUGCAGGCUCUCACAAGUCUAAGGCAGGAAGAAACCAAGAUAGAGGCAACAAAGGAGCCAAGGAUUCCAAGGGUCAAGCCAAAAAUGUCAGUAUGGUCACAUUCUUCGUCAUUAAUUUUACAUUGAUGUUCAUUAACAGAAUUUACAGGUUGAAUCAUAACAGAGAACUGUGAAAGAGCUUUUGUAAGAUUCCUCAUACAAAACUUAUUCAUGUGGGCUUUUGCUCAAGCUUUUGCUUCCUUCAAACUGUAAUCAAGGAAGUUUCAGGCAGUGUUUGUUGGGUUUGACCAUCAGGUUACCUGUUUUCAUGUUUGCAGGUACCUAGAAAUAAGAGCAGGACGGAUGGAGUGGGCAGCAUAACCCACAGCCCCACUGAAACUGAGCCAGUCAUCAAUUUAGAGGGAAAUGUAAGCUUCUACUGAAUAAAGACACAAUUCCAUACAGCAAGAUGAACUCAAACCUACAACAUAGGUCAUGCAAAUUUUUUUUCCAGAUGUAUUUAGGGGCCAGAACUUAUAUUAUCAUCGAGGUAGCCUUGGAAAAACCAUUGGUACCAAAAACAUCACCAGAGGAGCUAGCUCGGAGGUAAUGUGUUUUAUAAGUCCUGUGUCAUAUUGUUACAGCAUUUGCUAGAUUCUAGAACCUGUCAAAAAUGUUAGUAAAAUUGUUUUCUAAAGUCAGAGUCCUUAUCAUAAAUUGCUGCUUAUUCUAGUGGGGAUUUUCACACCCGACUGUGUUCAGGUCUUUUACAUUUGGUCAUUGUCUGUUGGGUUUUCCACUGAUAGUGGAGCAACAAUGAAUGAGAAAUUGUGUGUUUAUUUUUCUGCAGAGUGAAGGCAUUGAUCCCACCCAAGCCUCAACCAGUUCCCAGCAGAGCUGAGAGGGUAAAUUACAGACACAGAUCUAUUCAUACAGUACAUACUUAGAUAAACAAAGAAGAGGAACUACAUACAAGAGGAAAGUUGCUUACUCCUGACUCUCACUGUGUCUAUUAAUGCUUUCAGGCAGUGUUGGACUUCCACAGACAGGUUGGCAACGUGGUAAACCAUGUUUCAAACCAGUAUAACGAAUUGUUUGGAACGACCCCGCCAUCGGAAGCCUGUAGCCAAGAGCAAAUGAUGGCUCAGCUGAUGGCAUCCCUCAAUGUAUCUGGGAGAUACUUUGCCUUAAAGGAACAGAUGAAGGUCAGACAAAUUGCAGAUCUCUAGUGGAGAGAUCUCUGAUCCAAUUUUUAGAGAAAAUCUUCAACACCGUAGCUUUUUUCAUUCUUGGGGUGUCAGCUGCUCUGUCACUGUUUGACCACUGAACAGUGUUUACUUGUUUUUAUUGUUUAGCCUGCAGUGGUGAGGAUUGUACGUGAUAAAAUGCAGCAGACAGAGCCAUUCAGCGACCCUCAGCAGCUCAGGGCCUUUGUCAGCAAGCUUUAUGUCUACCUGGUGGAUGAAACAAAGAAUGCUCUAAGCAAGGUAAAGCACAAACAAAUCUACCCACAUACGCAUGCAUUGUACACAGCCCACAAGAGCCUUUAUUUUAUAUGCUCUGCUUUUUACCAGAUUUACUCAGAUGACAUUGAUGAUGACUCCCAGGAUGACAUCCAGCUGAGUCCUUCUCAGCUCAGACAUUUUGCCAGAGAGGCUCAGCUUACUGGGGAUUAUCAGCAGGCGGCUCACUUCUACCAAGAGGUACAGUAACAUGCCUGCCUUUCCUAAUACUUCUGCUCUUCACUCAAUGUAAAUGGGCAAAAGUUUGUUUCAAGUUUUUCAGACUCUCCAAACACAAAAUCUUCAAUUUAUUCUUAUUUUCCAAACAUAGGGAUAAAAAUUCAAACCUUAUUGUAACCCUUGUAGUUUGCCUGUGGUUGGUAAAAAACUGAAAGUAGUUACUGAUAUUUUACAUGUUUUCUUACAGUUAGUGGUGAAGCACCCUCGUGAACCCUUAUAUAAAUUUGAUUGGGGAAGGCUCUUCAUGGAGACUAGAGACUAUAUAAAAGCCGAGGAGUGUUUCCAUGAUGCAGUCUCCGUCCAGCAGACACAUCAGCCCAGGUUAGAAAUGUUCCAAUUACACUAAAAAACCAAAGUUUCAGCACAAUAUCCAACAUAAGUUGAAAAGAAGGAACGAGGGAGAAUUGCUUUCAAGAACAAAAAUGAGCUCAGAGUAGCGUGUGUUGAUUGUAUAUCAGAAUGAUUAUUUAUCCAGAAUAAAUGAAUUGAAAGAUGAAACAAAACACAACAGAUCCAUGUGAUGCUCAAGAUCACGACUAAGAGACAAAGCAGCAUGAUCAAUGGUUGAACUCACCUCCUUGUUUGAUGCAGUAUGAGACUAUAACUUUGUGUCAAAGCGAGUUUAAAUAGAAAAGGUUGGAACUUGUGGAAUCCGUUGAGUUAUCUGUGUCUUGUAUCUCUAGCCUGAUGAUGUGCGGGGUGUUGGCAGCAAUGUAUGAGAAAUAUGAAGAGGCCCGAACCUUCUUGGAGCGAGCCACUAGCAUAGACCCACCAAAUGUGGUAGCCUGGACGCUGCUGGGUAGGAUGAAGAUAUCAUGUGAAAUGAACCCUAACAACACAAUUUAAGUGUAAAUAAAGUUAAGCAGACGAGAUGCAUGCUGGGAAUAGUAAUUUCUUAUUUCACAUUACUGAUUCUGCUGUCUAGGUUUGAUUUAUGAAAGCCAGAAUGAUUCCAUCUCUGCUGAGUGGGCGUUUCUUGAAGCGGAAAAGCGGCUAAAGGCAAAUGAAUCAGAGAAACAAACACAGGUGGAAGAGACGAACAAAGACAAGAAGGAGGAAAAGAGGGACAAGCUUGAGGAUGUAGAGGUAGCCAUGUCUGCUACUCCUGAGCAAGGUAAGAUGCUGUUGAGAUAAGAAAAGGGGGAGUACCCCGUCUCUCCAUGUGAAUAUAAUUCCAAGUAUGUGGAAAUGGGAUAAAUGCAUUUGAAGAUUAAACAUUGUCUUGAAGACAAUGUUCUUUUUUUUCUUGGGGGGUUGGUUUGGUUCAGCAGUUAGUGAUUACUCGUGUACAGAUGCUAUUGUUUGAAUAUGACAAGUUCUCAAAUGUAAGUAGGUUAUUGUUUUUGCUCCUAUUCUUCUGUCACCUAAUUCUUGUACUCUGCAGGCAAGAAUAGCCAGGGAAAGACUUAGCUAAUUCCUUUUUUGUUGCAUGUUUGGUGACACUCUCAGUUUACUUAAGUCAGUGGCAAAUUUGGAUCCUUGGUGCAGCCAGUGUAACCUCACAAUUUUAUGGUCAUGUAUUCCUAGACCCAGCAUGUGGAAACAAGGGCUCUGGGGUGCCAGAACAGCCUCUAACACAGAGCGUCAUGCCCAGAAAAGCCCAAGCUGAACUGUCCUCCACCAUUUUCACAGAAACAGUUCAGUUUUUGCUGCAGAACUAUGCCCUGCAGGUAAAACACACUUAGUUAUUGACCUCUAAUGCUGGACACACAGUGGUAAAAUAUGACGUUCAAAAUCUACAAAUUAAAGUGCUUCUGUUGUGUCAUUUUGUGAAUCGUACUUGAUGUAACUGUGGAGCAAUGGUGAUUUAUGAUUUAUUAAGUUAAUUAUGUUUGAAAUGUCUGUAAAUGUCAUUUACAUGGAAAGCUUUUCUUGGGCAAUAUAAUGAAAAAACAAACAAACAUAAACUUGGUUUUAUUUUCUAGUACAGCCAAAGCCAGUAUGUAAACUUUUUGAUUCUCUAUAUUUAUUUUUAUUGGUAAAAUCUUGAUUGUCUGAAUCAAAAAAUAUUAGGCUGUAAAAUGUCAUCAAAGAUGAAACUAAAAAUGUUAUCAACAGUCACUCUGUUUUGUUGUCAGAUGGUGGAGCGAGCUCUGUCCCAGGAGCUGCUGUGCUCAGAUGGAGGUCAUACUUUCUCUUACCUUCUUCAUUUGGCCCAGUGGCAGAUGCUUAGUGCUGACUACUGCAGUGCCACAGCCAGCCUGGGGGAGGCACUGUCUCACAAAGACCAGGUACUUACAUUCCCUGCUCCUGGCAGCACCACUGAAUAAUGUACUGGUGAAAAAUGUGCCACAGUCCUCUGCUUCUGCUCUGCUCUGUUAUGGUCCCUUCUGAUCCCUGAUCUAAGAGGUCUUAUACUCUGCCUUGUAUGCAGGAUGCAGAUGCCUGGGCUCUGAUUGGUCACUGUCACUACCUGCGGGGGUCAUUCACAGAUGCCAUGGAGAGCUACGAGUGUAGUCUGAACCUCCUCAAGCAGCCGUCUGACUCUCAUGUUGUGCUCCUGCGCCUCGGUUCCAUAUACCUUCAGCAGAAGAAGGUCAGAUAUUGAGACAAGCUGAAAAGUUGUCCCAUCAGUCAGAUGGUUUGAGAUGAGUAUUUUGUCUGUUCAUGAGCCAGCAGAAGAGGCUUAUGGGGUUUGUCACCAGGAAAGACCACACUGUUUUCAGGAAACCAGACAGUUAUUGGAGUUAUUCUUUUGGUUUUAAAGAUAAAGCUCAUUUUUAUACCCUUGAUUAAAUUAUAUAAACUAAAACUCUACUGUGUAACUGAAACUCUGAUCUUUGGGGUUUAAUUUUUAGUUCGAUCAAGCCAGAGCUGUGUACCUGCAGGCUUGUGAACAGUCUCCAUCUUGCCUGACCUGGUUGGGCCUGGGCACCUCCUGUUACCGGGUAAAUCCAUCUUUCAUUUCUACACAGAUAAUGAGAAUGAUGGUUGAGUUUUAUGACAGAACCGUGUUAGAGAACCAUUUAAUUAUUUUCUUGGGUUGUUUUCUUUUCUUCCUCCCUUAAUCUUGGAUGUAUUGUUUAGUUAGUCAGCAAGUUUCAUGUAAGAAAGUCUUAGGCUGUUCACACCACAGAUUACAUUUGACUUAGAAGAAGUCAGCCUGGGUUUAAGUGCUUGUGUGAUUUUGCAUGUGUGUCUGUCUGUGUAGCUGGAGGAGUUUAGUGUCGCCGAGGAAGCUCUGACUGAGGCCAACCAUUUGAACAUCCAGAACUCAGAGGUGUGGGCUUACCUGUCUCUGACCUGCCUGAGGGUGAGUGAUGAUGAUGAUUCUCUCCAACACACGCAUCCAUUGUUUGAGACAAAGGCAAAUAAUGCAUCACUUUUUCAUUUUGUUCGUCUGGAUUUUCUUCCCAGAAAUACAAGGACCUAAAUAAUUUUGCAAUGAACCUUGUAUUUUAGGCUGGCCGACAAGAAGAGGCGCAGCGGUGCCAUAAAUAUGCUGUAAGGGUGAGUAAGUCUGUGUUUUUCCCAUCUAUCAUAGUCAUCUUAGAACAGGGCCUCUGUGAGACCUGGAUGGCAUGGAGUGCAUCUGAUUUUAAUACCAGGCUAGCCAUCAUUUGUGUGUGUAAUAAGUGGUAGAUUUAUUUAUUUUUCACUGUAUAUAUGUAUGUUUUUCUUUUUUAUUGUCAUACAAGCUAACAUCUUGAUCACAGAUUUUGUCUCAUAUAAAAUUUCCCCCUUUUGAUAUACAGUUCAACCUGCAGGACGAGUCACUCCUGAAAGAGUUCAGUGACCUGAAGGAUCAACUCCGCUUCGAUCAUCUGAAUUAUCUGUAGUCUUACUUUGCAUCAACCAAAGUAAGACUUGGAGGCACAGAUUUCAAUUAUUUAUGUUAGUAUGUUUCUGAAGAACAAACACAACAAGUCCAUAUUUCCAAGAUUUGAGGACAUUUUAUUGUAUUUAAUGUGUUUAUAUGAUCAAUUGUUCCGACAAUAAAACUCAGUCAGCUCGA
This is a messenger RNA of Xyrichtys novacula (pearly razorfish), 11755 nucleotides long. Lineage: Eukaryota; Metazoa; Chordata; Actinopteri; Labriformes; Labridae. The record is from the annotation of a GenBank genome assembly.